UAGCGCCGCCAGUCUCAAGCAGGUGUCCAACAUGGCGAUCACGGGGAGCGGAUCUCUCGCCUUUUCUCUGUCCAUUAUCGUCAUUUCAGCCGCGUUUCUUCCUAAAGGAGCUGCUGAAAUCGUGACAGUGGACGGUCAGAACCUGGCAACCGACAACGUGACUGUGGUCGAGGGAGAAACAGCCACCAUCAGCUGCAGAGUCCGAGACAAUGACGACUCGGUGAUCCAGCUCCUCAACCCCAACAGACAGACCAUCUACUUCAAAGACUACAGACCUCUGAAGGACGCCCGGUUCCAGCUGGUGAAUUUCUCUGACAACGAGCUGCGGGUGUCUCUGUCCAAUGUGUCACUCUCGGACGAGGGCCGCUACGUGUGCCAGCUCUACACUGAUCCUCCUCAGGAAGCCUACGCAGACAUCACUGUCUUGGUCCCGCCGGGCAGCCCAAUCAUCGAGAGCCGGGAGGACCUGGUGAGCGAGGGCAAUGAGACAGAGCUCACCUGCACGGCCAUGGGCAGUAAGCCAGCUGCCUCUAUCCGAUGGAUGAAAGGGGAGGAGGAACUGACAGGAGAGGCCACGGUGGAGGAGACAUAUGACAGGAUGUUUACCGUCAGCAGCCGCGUGAGGUUUUCUGUCACCAAAGACGAUGAUGGAGUGCCAGUGGACUGCAUCAUUGACCACCCGGCUGUAAAGGACCUCCUGGCUCAAAGACACUUGGAAGUGCUAUAUAAACCCGAAGUGAAGAUUGUGGUGACAUAUCCUGAAGGUCUGACAAGAGAGGGAGACAACUUGGAUUUGACAUGCAUCGCAGAGGGCAAACCGCAUCCUCAUCAGAUAAACUGGCUGAGAGUGGAUGAAGAUGUGCCCCCUCACGCUGUGGUCACUGGUUCAGACCUUUACAUCGAGAAUCUGAACAAGUCUUACAAUGGGACCUAUCGCUGUGUGGCCUCCAACGCAGUGGGCGAGGCCUUCGAUGACUACAUUCUUUACGUCUAUGACUCCCGAGCCGGCGAAGGGGCACCGCAGAAAAUUGACCACGCUGUCAUCGGAGGGGUGGUUGCCGUGGUGAUGUUCGCCAUCCUCUGCGCACUUAUCGUUCUGGGUCGAUACUUCGCCAGACACAAAGGAACUUACUUCACACACGAAGCCAAAGGAGCAGAUGACGCGGCUGAUGCAGACACGGCCAUCAUUAACGCGGAGGGAGGACACACCAACACAGACGAGAAGAAGGAGUACUAUAUCUAGACUGUGAGGACUGGGCCAGGAGAGCCGGUGUGGGGACGUACUGCUGAGGCUGGUGAUGGACAAUGCUGUAGGAGCAUUAUGGAUUACUCCGGUUGGUUACAAAAAAGGCUUAUUGAACGACGAAGGAUUUUCAAAGUAAUCUGCGGAAGUCUAGAGAACAUGAAUUUGGACAGGCGUGGCCAUUUUGGUGAGAGGCGAUUCUCCUAUCCGACCCCUCCUGGACUGCUGGGGCCUGUACAGUUCAGUUAUUUUAUGGACAAUUUUGUGCCUUGUUCGAUUUCUUUUGGUUCAUUUCGAUGUGUUUCCCCCCUGUCAUUUUGCUUGUUGGAUUGGAUUCUCCUGUGUAUCUCAUGUUUUGUUGCAUUUGCCUUUAGAGGAGAGUCAGUGGCCUGGUGUCCGUCUAUGUGUGCCGCAGCUAGCUUUUAGCUCACUGUUCCUGAAUCCGAGGUGCUGCUAACCACACACAAGAGCUCACUAACUUAACCACAACACAUUUCUCCUGGCCAGGUCAAAGGUCAAUGGCCCCAGCAAACUCCACAUACCCGCACCUCUGAUUUCUUACUUUUCCGUCCACACUUCUUCACUGCCUAUGUACAAUUUGUGAGUAACCAUGCUCAUUAUAGAAUGUAUUGUUGCUUGGAAAUGAAGUAGGAGUGCCGUAUCAUUUAUGAUUUCACAGCAGCUUAGUGAAGGUGAUUGGUUUUUCAAGAAGAAAACACAGUUCGUACGUGCGUGGUCAGUUAGUGCUUGUUUAGGAUGUUGUACAGUCUUAGGCAUCAUGACAGCUGUAAUGUGCCAUGAUGUGGAGCUCUCUGUAUCUAGUACUGUCGACUGAGAAACCCUCUUAAAACUCCUCUUUGAACCACUCGGACCAAAACACAAUGUGGAAAUAUUGCUUUCUUUAGUUCUUUGUGUUAUCUGUCUGCACUGAUAGACGGUUUUAAUUAAAGGUAAUACAAGCAGUAUCCAACCUUUACUGUUACUGCAAUGGGAAUUUAAAUAGUGGGAGACGCAUGGUAAACAACAUGGAUUACAAUUUUAGGUUAGUACUUUAUGGUAACUACAUUUUUAUUAGCCUUAAAGAAGCAUGAACAAAGGGGUUAGGAGAUUGGAUAUUAUUUAAUAAGCCUGAAUAUUUCUUAUAAUAAUAAACUAUAUGUUCAUUAUGAGUUAAGUCUUUGUCAUGCUGUAUCAAGGUUAUUAAAAGUGUAGUUAUUAUAAAGUGUUAGCCAUAACUCAAAUACAAAAACACAUUAUUGAAUUUUGCAUUUUGGAAUGGGGGUAUUUUCUUGCAUUUAAAUCCUUGUCUGGGGACAGUAGUAUUUACAAUACUUAUACUACCUUUACACAUCUAAGUUUACCCUGCAGUCUUUCCAAGGGUGACAGCAUAUAAACUUCAUUUGUGUCACAAUAGUGUUUUUUCCAGUGUCUCUUCAACUUUUCAUUCCUUCUCACACGUACAAUGGUCAACCUUGGACCAAACAGUUUUUUGUUUUUUUUUUUAGUUUUACAUUUUAAGUCACUGCUUGACUGUGUUAUAUUAUUCAGUAAAAAAGUCCAGGGUCCUAUCAUUUGACAUUCAAAACUACACUUUUUGCACAAAGUGUUCCUAUUUCCCUACACAACAGUUCUGAUUUCAAUGUCAUCUUUCAGUGCUUUUACAAGAUAUGUUCAACUGAAUGGUUGAGGCAAAAAAAACAACAAAAAAAACACACACACAUCCAAACAAAAACAAAAAAACACCAUACCUUCUAUAUCCUUGCGCACAAAUUUUUGUCAUUUAAGGCUUUGUCCAUACUCAUAUAAACGCACAAGGACACACAAAAAUCAAUCAAUUAUAUAGUAUCUCCUAAGUGUAUGGACAUUUUACCUUCAGGCUGUCUUUGAUAUCUUGUAAGAGCUCUCAGGUUAUCAAAGAUUUGCGUAGCCCAGGUGAAAUCUCUUCUCCUUGUCAUCUUUCAGCCUCAAACUUUCUCAGUCCAAAAUAUACCACCUGUAAUUUACUUUAUGUCAAAGCAACGCUAUGUGAUAUAUAUCUGAAGUAUGUGACAAACUGCCAAUUUUGAGAUCAGUAAAUGCUAGUGGUUAUAGAGCGUAAUGUACAGUAUGUUGACGAUCUGGUUGCACGUCAUCGCAUCCUUAAAGGUGUACUCUGUAACUUUUCUGGUGUAGGAUCUGCCACCUACUUGUCUCCAUGCAUAUAUUAUUGUUGUUUCACAUUAUGGCAUUAAGCUUGUCUUUCUAGCAUUUAUUUAGGUAUUUAUUGCUCAAAAAUACCUGGGAAAAAAUGCAUUCUUACUGUGAGUGGGGUCGUCUUUCCACACAUCUGACCUGUAACUUGGCCCGGUUGCCUCACCACCUUGUUUCCAUGGAGAUUAAUGUUUAAUGUCAUCCUGUGAAACAUUCUAGGCAGGUGGGGGGGACGGUCUGUUUGAAAGGUGACAUAGCGCACCCCUAACUUAUCAUUUUCAAUAGAAUAUUCAAACACUAAUUGAUAACCAAAGCAUUUAUUUUGUUUUUUGUCAUUAUUUUAUUCCAGAAAAGGGGGAAAAGUAACAUAGUGUUGCUUUCAUAUAGGCAAUUCAAUGCUUAGCUCCGUAAAAGAGAAGAUGCUGUGUGUCCUCCAUGCAUGCCUCCUGCUUCUGGGAAGAGUAAAGUAUUGACAACAUUUUGCUUGAAUAAGAAAAAGACAUCUGUAAAUGUAUUAUGAGGAAUGAUAACCACUGCCUUAAACCCACCUUCUGGUAUUUGUCAAAGGAAAGACUGAAGGACUGAUUUUAGUGCCUUCUUGGAGAUCGAGGCAAAUGGAAACAGCCCUGUCAAUGAAUUAGAAUAGUAACCAUUUUCUGAACGUUAUAUAUUUUGAUUGGUUUGCCAUAAUCUUCUCUAUCGAUGUGUAUACCGAGGCAUAACUUUAGGACUAUAAUGUGCGUUGCCAUUCAUGUAAACCUCUUUAGAUAAAAAACUGACUACUGCAAGAGGCAACAUUAGUUUUGAAAAAAGCUGCCAAUAUCACACCUUUGUCAAACUCAUUCAAAUCAUUACCCCUAAACAGCGUUGAGUAAUAUUGCAUAUAUUUAAAAGGUGCAUUAUGUAACUUUGGUUAAAGGAUAGAAGGUCCAGCACCACCUUGUCGCCAUGGAGUUGCUAUUGCUUUGCCUGGAAUGUUCCACUUUAGCCCAUGUAACCUAUUUAUCAUUCAUUUAUUCAAUUACAGUUGUGUUUGUUGCUAAAGAUAAACUGAAAAUGCAUACAUUCUCACUGUGAACAGGGUCACCUCUACACAGAUCUGACUUGUAAUUUCCCUGGCGGCGUCACCUGCUUGUCUCCAUGAAGAUAGACACGUUUAAUGCCAUACUGUGAAACAUUCUAGGCAAAGCAAUAAAUUAUCCAUGGAGACAAGCAGUUAGUAAACAAAAGUUGCAUAGCGCUUCUUAAAAAUAAUGAGGCUUUUUUCGUGCUAUUCUAAAUCAUUGAUGAGCGUAGUUUCACACAGUAUUCUUACGUUCACACUGCAGUAUGUCAUUCAAUUCACAAGACUCACGAGAGAUAGUAAUGUCCUGGACCUUAAAGGGAUACGUUUUUGUCCUAAGAUGUAAUAUUUAUUGUCAUACUGAUAAAUAUGCUUGUCAUUAUUGUCUCUAUUUGUUUAAACAUUAUUUAUUUGGAGUUUUAUGGACUUGACUGACAUGAACGGAGAAGUAUAUAAUGGUAAAAUAAGCUUUGAAGGGAAGCUGUUGUUUUGAAUAUUUGGUGUCAUGGUUAAGCUGCCUGCAUGACUGGAAUCGUUUUGAUAUUUCUCUUGAUUGUUCUAAAAUGGCCAAUGAGGGACUUCAAAGAUUGAUAGAAAAAUCACGUUUUUAUUUGAUAUUGUUGAUAUUUGUGUUCACUCUCUCAGGUUCAUGAGUGUUUAUGGUUGUUUUUGCAUCUCAGGUAGAAUGCAAACAUAAGGCCCACGUAUAUAAUGUACCACUAUUGGAAAAAGAUAAUCCCAAGAUGUACAUGUUCUUCUCAGUUGUACAUGUUUCUAUGUGUUUCAAUAUGGUGCACUGGUAGAGAUAUUAUUUUGCAUAGAACUAGCUCACAAAGAGACCAGACUAGAUUUGUUAAGCAGACAAAAUGAUGUACAGUCAGUAUCAACAAACUCACAAUAUGUGCAUACAACGUCCACUAAUACAGUAUGUUAAUUAGCAAUUAGACUAUGUGACCACAACACAGUCCAGGCAUCUGUUUGUUCUUUUUGAGGAAACAAUGGUGUAUUUACUGUGACAUGGCAUUUUACCAAUCAUUUAAAACAUGUCUUGAAUAUUUUGGAUGAAAAUGUUAAAACCUGAAUUGUUUCAUUUUAAGACGAAUUUGCAUUUGGUUGUUCAAUCUUCAAUUUUCUCUGUACCAGGCCAUGUUUUAUUUCUACAAUGAAGUUUAUGUUCCCCAUAAGGCCAUACAUAUUUUGUAUUGGUUCACCAACAUUUUUACAAAGGAAAAAAAAAUCAAGAGUUCUUGUCUUAAUAAAAAAAGAUUUCAAUGUUU
Messenger RNA from Periophthalmus magnuspinnatus, 5773 nucleotides. RefSeq names its product cell adhesion molecule 1b (gene cadm1b). Gene Ontology annotation, cellular component: synapse; neuron projection; plasma membrane. Gene Ontology annotation, biological process: detection of stimulus; cell recognition; susceptibility to natural killer cell mediated cytotoxicity. Gene Ontology annotation, molecular function: signaling receptor binding. Bases 32 to 1243 code for a protein of 403 amino acids. The transcript is spliced from 10 exons. NCBI's taxonomy places the organism in Eukaryota, Metazoa, Chordata, Actinopteri, Gobiiformes, Gobiidae. The record is from RefSeq and is a predicted model, not a curated record.